This is a messenger RNA of Pararge aegeria (speckled wood butterfly), 14042 nucleotides long. RefSeq names its product basement membrane-specific heparan sulfate proteoglycan core protein-like. The transcript has 79 exons. NCBI's taxonomy places the organism in Eukaryota, Metazoa, Arthropoda, Insecta, Lepidoptera, Nymphalidae. Gene Ontology annotation, cellular component: plasma membrane. The coding region runs from base 90 to 12839 and encodes 4249 amino acids. Gene Ontology annotation, molecular function: protein binding; calcium ion binding. The record is from RefSeq and is a predicted model, not a curated record.
UCGACGCUAGCGAGGCACGGUUGGUGCCUCCGCGUUUGCCGUCGGUCGGAAUAUACUUUACACCAUUACAACUAAACUCAAAAAAUAUCAUGAGGGUCCCAACGACCCUCCUACUCGUCUUGGUCACUCUCCUCGCCAAGGCUUCUGCAGCCGAGGACAUCUACUGGGAGGGUGAGAAUGACCUGGCGAAUGAAUUUCUCGAAGUGGAUCGAGACUCCGGAAUCGGUGGCCACUUGAGACGACUCAAGCGGGCUUGGUUUUGGAAUACCGAAACGACAGCAGCACCCGAACCGGAAGAAAACUUUACCGAAGAUGACGAACAGAUCGAAGACGACGACAACCUCAAUGGUGGGUCAGGUGCACGUGAGCCCGAGUUAGAGCCCGAACUAAAAGAAAAAACUCUACGAGUUACCUUCGUAGUGAUGGAGCCAUACCGGGAGAAGUAUUCCAACAGAGACUCACCCGAGUUCCAGAAUUUCUCCAAGUCCCUCGCUGGGGCUGUGAACACAGUGUUCCGAGAUCUUCCUGGAACCCACCGCGCCAGUCUAGUGCGAAUACAAUCACGCCCUGCAGACGAAUUCUCUUGUAAAGUAACGCUGGACAUCAUCGUUACUGGGGAUGACACAAAUAGAAUAUCUGAAACAUUGCGUGAAUACAUUAGGAUCAAAAGGAAGCUUGAUAAAAUAAUCGUCAAUGAUAAAGACUUUAGUGCAACAGUUCUUCACACAGGAUUUGUCGACAGCGAAUCUAUAGAUCAAAAUGAAAAUCAAUACAAUGAAGUUGAGAGAGGUGAUUCUAAUCCUGACGCAACAAUAUUACCAGAUAUAGUAACACCUGAUAAUGAAGAUAUUUUCGGAGAAAAACCUAUUGGAGUUGACGAAAAUGAAACCACUGAAGAAAUUCCUCCUUACCAAGGUGGUGAUGAUUAUGGACCUUCUGAGGAGACACCUUUCUUCGGAAACCCUGAUGAACAAGAGCCCAACGAAAUAAGCCCGAACGAAGCAUCGCCAGAUGAAGGAAGGAAUGACUAUGAAAGACCUGAGGGAUCAACCGAUGAAAGAAGAAGAAACGACUAUGACAGACCUGAGGGAACACCCGAUGAAGGUAGAAACGACUAUGGAAGACCUGAUUAUGAAAGACCCAGUGAGAGCCCCAGUGAGAGGCCCAGCGAGAGGCCCAGUGAGAGGCCAGACGAUAGAAGGCAGUGGCAAGAAACCUAUUCAUACACAGAAACACCUGAAACAACGAGAAGUUACUCUUGCCCGGACGAUGCCAUGAGUUGUGACGAUACGAGGUGCGUGCCACUAAAUCUACGUUGCGACGGCCGCUCCGACUGUGACGACGGCGCCGACGAGUCAGGCUGCCCGGACAAAUCAUGUGGCACAGACGACUUCCACUGCAACGAUGGAAAAUGCAUCGAAAAUUAUCGUCGCUGCAAUCGACAAAUUGAUUGUCCUGGUGGAGAAGACGAAGCUUUUUGCGAAUGUAGAUCUGAUGAAUUCCGGUGUCAAGAUGAUGGCUCCUGCAUCGAAAAUAGAAAACGGUGUAAUGGUAACAACGAGUGCAGGGACGGUUCCGAUGAACUUAACUGUGUAACUCGAUUAAUUUAUUGGACUGGUGACCAUGUUUGCCACGAAAGAGGUAAAUUCCGAUGUAAGGAUGGCUCUUGUAUAUCACUACUUUUACGAUGCGACGGCUUCAGAGACUGUCCACGCGAUAAUAGUGAUGAACUAGGCUGUCCAUGCAGCUCAGAUCAAUGGCAGUGUGAUCAUGGCAAUUGCAUUAAGCGCAGUAAACGUUGUGACGGUCGUGUGGAUUGUCCUACUGACAGAUCCGACGAGAGGAAUUGCAUUGCAAAUGGAUACUAUAAAUGCAGAACCGGCAAGUUAAUACCAGAUCAUCAAAGAUGUAAUCGUCGUUAUGAUUGUGACCCUGGAGAUUAUUCAGAUGAGCAAAAUUGUCCAUGUGGUGACGGCGACUUCAAAUGUGACAAUGGUUACUGCAUUCCUGCAUCCAAAAAAUGUGACAUAUCGCAUGACUGUCAAGAUGGUUCUGAUGAACGAGAUUGCACUUAUGGCUCAAUUUGCAUGGCUUAUCAAUAUAAGUGUUCGAGAGGACAAUGCGUUCCCGCGGAAUCGCGUUGCAACGGGACCGAAGAAUGCCAGGAUGGUUCGGACGAAAGCAAUUGUCCGUGUAAAAGAGGACAGUUUAAAUGUCAUGAUGGAUCUUGUAUUAAUUUCUCCAAGCGGUGUAAUGGUCGAACUGAUUGUCAACCAUUGGGGGAAGAUGAAUUAAACUGUGAAAAUACAGCUUGCGGGCCCGACAGCUUCCGCUGCGAUGCUGAAUCCAGUGUGGUUUGCGCUACCAGAUGCGAUGGCAACCAAGAGUGUGACGCUGGCGAGGACGAAUACAAUUGCCUUGAUGAAUGCGACCAUGAGUGCGACGGAAUUUGCCUACAAGAUAUUCAAAUAUGCGACGGAAAGACAGACUGUGCGGAUGGAUCCGAUGAAAAUGACUGCACUAAUUGCGAUGGGCCAAAUGACUUCAGAUGUCAAAACGGUGAAUGCAUACUUGCUGCCCAACAUUGCAACGACCUUCAAGAAUGUAACGAUGGUAGCGACGAACUCAACUGUAAUUCGACAAUGAUCCCAGAACCCUAUGGCUGUUUUGAAAACCAAUUCACGUGUCGUGAUGGCACUUGUAUUAACAGUAUGUUCGCCUGUGAUGGUCAUGCAGACUGUAAUGACAGAUCUGAUGAAGAAAACUGUCCAUGCCAGGAAAACGAAUGGCAAUGUGUGAGCGGGCAAUGCAUACCUAUCAACGGUUACUGCGACAGUAUAGUAGACUGUCCCGACUUGUCCGACGAAAAGGACUGCUCCACUACAUUCAGGCCAUUCACGACCGCAUACCCAGCCUACCCGUACCCCCAACUACCCACGACCCAGCGACCGAUAUUUACAACUACUUCCAACCCCUACGACAAAGGGUGUGGAAGAAACGAAUGGCGGUGUGAAAACGGGCCAUGUAUCGAUGUCAGGCGGCGUUGUGACGGAAACAUUGAUUGCCCAAAAGAUGGAAGUGACGAGUUCGACUGUCCAGCAGGCAGUCCCGAUGCUUUGGUUAUUGAAAUUUACCCUGCAGAGCAAACAGUCAGAUACGUCAACACUGGCGGCGAUGUGGUCUUUACAUGCCGUGACAAGGGUCCCAAUCGUACACCCGUUCGUUGGAUUCGAGAGGGCGGCAGACCUCUCAAAGUUGGCUCCACUGACAGAAAAGGACGCCUGGAAAUCACUGGAGUAACGCCUUCGGACAGCGGCAUCUACAUUUGCCAAGCACCAAAAUAUUUAGGCAAUCCCAAGGCUGAAGCACAAGUUAUAUUGACUGUGGAAAAAUCUCCUGCUACCUCCAAACCAGAAUACAUUCCAUGUCCACCACACCAAGCAACCUGUGGAAAUGGACAGUGUAUUGCGCGAACAGCUAUAUGCGAUGGGAAUGUUGACUGUUUUGAUGGUUCUGAUGAGGAAUCUUGCCACCACAACGGAAUGUGUGAACCUAAUGAAUAUCAAUGCGCGAACCGCAAAUGUGUUCUCAAGACUUGGAUUUGUGACGCUGAAGACGAUUGCGGCGACAGAUCUGAUGAACAGAAUUGUGGCCCCGCGAUCCCUGGCCAGCAAUGUCUACCGGUAGAAUUCGCCUGUGCAACCAACGACCAGUGUGUACCCAAGACCUUCCAUUGUGAUGGUCAGAGCGAUUGCUUGGACAAGUCUGAUGAAAUUGGAUGUGCUCCGGUAUACGUAACCAGACCGCCUGUUCCAUCAAACCUAAAAUUGAACCCUGGUGAUACCCUGACGUUGAGAUGUGAAGCUGUGGGUGUGCCAACACCACUUAUAUCUUGGCGUCUUAACUGGGGCAAUGUGCCUGAAAAGUGUGAAUCAACGAGCACCAACGGCAUUGGAGUAUUAACUUGCCCCAACAUGCAAGCGGAGGACAGCGGUGCAUACUCUUGUGAAGCAAUGAACAAUAAAGGAACCAUUUUCGCAGCCCCCGAUGCUAUUGUUUACGUCAACAGAACCGCAGAUGUUUGCCCUGCUGGAUAUUUCAACAGUGAGGCCCGAUCAGAAAGCGAGUGCAUCCGUUGCUUCUGUUUUGGAAAAUCUACACAAUGCCAGAGUGCGGAUCUCUUUAUUUUCAACAUGCCCACUCCCCUCGGAGAAGGAGGCACUAGGCUCAUUGGAAUCAGUAUUGGCUACAAUGGUGCCACCCAGAAAGAUGAAGAUAUGACCAACCAGUACUUUUAUCAGGCAUUGCAGAAUGGAGCAAUGGUAACGAAGCUUGACCAGUACGGUUCGUCUUGGACAAGGAACACUGAAUCCCAUCCUUAUAUUACUCUCCCCGAAUCCUACAACCGCAACCAACUGGCCUCUUACGGUGGAAGCAUUAAGUACAGGAUAACACCACACACUGUCAAAUCGUAUACCGAGAAAGAUAGAGUCCCCGAUAUUAUUAUUUUGGGUAAAUAUCAAAAAUUGUUCCACUACAGUCAAGCUAACCGUGCCGGGGACAUAUAUAUUGACGCCCGUCUUACACCUAAUUACUGGCAAAAACCAUCGUCAGCUGGACUUAUACCGGCCACAAGAGAAGAUAUAAUGAUGACUUUAGAUGACGUUGAAAUGAUCCUUUUGCGAGCUGACUUAAACAACGCUGGUACUAAAAUAACUGAAUUUGCUAUGGAAUCAGCCCAGCUGCUGAAUGUGGGACUCGGUGCAGCUAGUCUAGUGGAAGAAUGUGAAUGUCCAAAGGGAUACAAGGGACGAUCAUGCGAGAAAUGCGUCGACGGUUAUGAGCUUCAAAACUUCGGUCCAUGGAACGGUGUAUGUGCACCCAAGGCUCCGUGUCCACCAAUGACAUACGGUGAUCCACAAAGCGGUGGCGACUGCCGUCCAUGCCCAUGCCCGCUUACAAAUCGCGAAAACCAAUUUGCCAGUGGUUGCUCCAUCGGGCCCGGUGGAAACGUCGUGUGCGAUUGUCUCCCAGGGUAUGAAGGACCAGACUGCAGUUACUGCGCAAACAACUAUUUCGGCAAUCCACUUAUACCUGGCGAUUCAUGCAAGCCGAAACCACAAGACAACUGCGACCCAAUGGGAACCGCUCAAGUCCGCCUCCCAGAUGAAUGUGUCUGUAAAGAAAAUGUUCAAGGACGUUACUGCGACCAAUGCAAGAGUGGGUCCUUCUAUUUAUCAGAUGACUUCAAACACGGAUGCGCUCUGUGCUUCUGUUCGGGAAUACCUCCACAGAGCUGUGUAAGCAGUACAUGGCGUAGGAGAACCACUACCGUACGUUUUAAUGUGCCAAAUGUAGUGGACCAACUGAAGGUGUACAACAGUGCGCCCAUAGGCCCCGCAGGCGCUGUUCGGUAUAUCACUCCUGUAGACACCGGCUUACACCCCGCUCUUGUAAGAGGAGAAGUUAACAUAAACAGUAUAACACGGUCGGAGCCAUCCAUCUUCUACUGGGGUCUUCAGGAUAGUUUUGCCGGAGACAAAGUAACAUCGUAUGGAGGAUACCUUACGUACCAACUACGCAAUGUUCAACCGAACCCAAGUUUAAGAAAUACAGCAGCCGAUGUCCAACUUGUUAGUGAGAACAGUCUGACAUUCCUCUACUUCGGUGACGCUAAGCCAACCAGCGACGGCUUCUUGAACGUCAGCGUACAGUUUAUUGAAAAUUCACGAUGGCAAAGAUCCGAUGGCAAACCUGUAACACGAGAACACUUCCUCCUUGCUUUAGCUGAUGUGAAGACGAUUUUGAUAAAGGCAACUUACUCCAGCAACACAGAUAUUGCAUCGAUAGACAGUGCUAGCAUUGAGACCGCAGACGAGUAUGGUGACGGCCCCAUGGCCCAACAUGUGGAACAGUGUAUGUGCCCCGCAGGUUACAUUGGCACCUCAUGUGAGGACUGUGCGCCCGGUUACACUAGGAGCUUGAGCGGACUGUACCUACGUCAUUGCGUCCCUUGCGAUUGUAAUGGACAUUCGAAUAAAUGCCACCCCGAAUCAGGACAAUGUUUUGAAUGCAACGAUAACACUGAAGGAGCGCAGUGUGAGUAUUGCCAACCCGGCUACGAAAGGGACCAGGUAAACAACUGCGUUCCCAUAAGCCAAACAACACGCUCGCCCAUCUGCAACUGUGACCCCCGUGGUGAAGAAUUGCCUUGCGACUCUUCUGGAUACUGUUCUUGCAAACAAAAUGUUGAAGGCGAGAAUUGCGAUCGUUGCAGACGUGGCACGUUUGGACUAACAGCAAGCAACCCUCUAGGUUGCAUCGCUUGUUACUGUUCUGGAGUCACGAGCGAUUGUCACGAAGCUACUCACUAUUCCCGAAUAACGAUACCGGCACCCAUUUUCGGAGAGAACUACGGAGGUUAUACUUUAAUGGAUAUAAACGCUGAACGAGUUAUCAAUGACCAGUUUGUACCCGUGGUCAAUGAAAGUGAACUUAUGUAUGUCUUCUCGGACCAACCUAUUUCAGAUCUGUAUUGGUCGUUACCAGGUUUUCCAGGCAACCGAGUUCUAUCCUAUGGUGGAACCAUAUCUCUGACCCAAGAGUUCAAAUCGUCUGGUUACCAGGAUGUGUCUGCCCCCGGCACAGAUGUUGUCUUAGUUGGAGAGAGUCAGUCAGUCUUCUGGUCAAACCCAAGGCCCAUCAGAUCUGGCGAAACAGUGAGUUACCAGGUACCUUUACGCGAAGAUGGAUGGUACAAUCUGAAUUCUAUCGAUCCUGCGACGCGUGAUGUCUUCAUGUCAGUUCUUAGGAAUUUGAAGAGGGUAUUAGUUCGCGCUACUCUCACGCAACAGAACCUCAUGGCUACUUCAAUCGCAGACGUAUCAAUGGAAACUGCUACCGUGAGCUACGAACCUACUUCACGUGCGGCGACAGGUAUUGAGGAGUGCAGUUGCCCUGACGGAUAUACCGGAACCAGUUGUGAAAGCUGCACAGUCGGCUACUUUAAAGACAGGGGCGGUUAUUGCAAUCCAUGUCCUUGCAACGGUCAUGACUGCCAGUUGGGAAAUAACGACGAAGUCAUCUGUUUCUGUAAAUCACCUUACACUGGACCAGACUGUUCGACUGUUGGCUUGAUCAUGGAACUACAUCCCCAUAUACGCGAGGAUUACGCAAACACCUCUGUGGUUGGAGUCACUUUCACUUGCAAGUAUCGAGCGCCUGAACCCCUCACUAUUAAGUUUUACUUCGCCGGACACGAAAUGGUACCAGCACAGCAAUACACAGAGUCGAAACUUUAUAAAGAUGGUUGGCGGGGUGAACACGUAUGGCGCACCCUGUGGAAUACUAAAGAUCAAGGAGAAGUUUACGAAUGUCGAACAAUCACUAAAAAUGGAUUUAUAUUAGGAGUAUUGUCUACUACUUUACCAGAACAAGGUGGUAGCCCUCAAACUGAAAUAUCUACAAGACCCCCGCCAACUAAAAGCACUGUUGUAGUAAAAAUCACUAGUCCCACAAUCAAAAUCCGAGAAGUAGGAAGCACAGUCAACUUUACGUGCCAGGCCCGUAGUCGAAUGGUCCAGGUGCCUUUACAAGUAAAUUGGUACAAAGCCGACGGAUACUUGCCACAGGAUAGACAUCAAGUAGAUCGUGCAACUGGAGUACUUCUGAUUACCAACCUUCAAGUAUCAGACAGUGGAAAAUACAUCUGCCAAACAAGUGAUGGCAUUUCCACAGAGCAAGCAACAGCAACCCUUAAAGUACCAAGCAAUGAUAUGACUGCACCAACUGUGUCGAUAAGUCCUUCAGUAAUGGAAUAUAUGGAAGGAAGUAGGAUUGCCUUAACGUGCACGACCACCGGUAAUCCAGCACCAAGAAUCACUUGGCAGAGAGCUUCGAAUCGAGCUUUGCCGCGAUUCAGCGAAACAUACGAUGCUCUGCUUAUCAUUGAUAAUGCCAGCGUUGACGACUCCGGAGAAUAUAGGUGCAUGGCAAGCAAUGCCGCCGGAUCUGAAGUUCGCACGGCCGUUAUAACUGUUCGCCCAAGAGAGCGUGGUCAAGGUGAAAACCUAAAGGUUUCAUCCAGAGAGCCAAGGCUCAAUGAAGGCCAAAGCACACGAGUUGUUUGUACCGGAACCACUAACGUGCCAGCAGGCACCAUUGAUUGGGUCAGACAAGACGGCACACAAUUCCUACCGAAUGUUCGAGCUGAUAAUGGUGUACUUUCCAUUAACGUUGCGCGUCGUGAGAAUGAAGGCGUCUACAUCUGUCAAACGGAAUCCCCCGACGUGAACCCGGUCCUUGUGGUUUUGACAAUCAUACCUACGAGCACAAUACCACCGAAUGAAGUCACUGACAUAACACUGUCUGUGAACCAAACGACUAUACCGGCAGGUGGUAAAGGGCAAAUUGAAUGCUCGCCUAAAGGAGAGCCAAUGCCACUUAUUAAAUGGACCAAGCACCCAGGUUCACUUGGACCAGGAGCAAUUCAAAGGGAAAACACUUUGAUCAUCACAAAUGCCCAAGAAAGUGACAGUGGGUACUACAGUUGUGAAGGAAUUGUUGAUGGCAAAACUAUCGUUAGAAAAUUCGCCUACAUUGACAUCGAAAAACGCGAAAAGGCUAAAGUUGAAAUCUACCCACAAGCGGAAAAUUCUGCUACACUUGGCAGUGAAUUCCGACUCUACUGCAACGUUGUCGGUGGUAUUCCAUCUCCAGUAGUCACUUGGGACAGAGGUGGAGGCAGAGCGCUGUCACGUCAAGCACAGAUAUUACAAAAUAACGUGUUAAGUUUCCAAAACGUGGAAGUGAAUGAUGAAGGUGAAUACACAUGUACAGCGACCAACGAAGCCGGAUCUGUUAGUGCGAGUGCAAUACUUAAAGUAAGGUCACCUCCCGUGAUAAGAAUUCUGCCAGAGAAUUACAUGAGGCGAAAUAGGGGCGAACCUGUUACCGUUGAAUGCCGUGCUGAUGGAUAUCCUGAGCCCGAAGUUUCGAUCAAAUCAAGCUCAGGCCUACGUGUGUUAGUGCCACCUACUCCAAGGAUAGCAGUUUUAACCAUACCUAGUUUAAGUGACAGCGACGGCGGAGUAUAUCUCUGUACGGCUUCAUCUGCUGCUGGUAUUACUGAAGAGGACUUUGCCAUUAGCGUUGAAAGAGGCGACGUAAGCGACGAAUAUACACCUGACGACGGAUACACACAAAGCAUCCUCAGAGCUAUUGAGCACCAGGAAGCGCGCAUAAGUUGCAAUGCUUCGAAUGAAUUCGACGUGAUUUGGGGGCGUGCCGACCGAAAACAAUUGCAAUACAACGCAAAGCAAGUCGGAAACGAGCUAAUUUUCUACAAUGCAUCAAAGAGCGAUUCUGGUAAAUACGAAUGCAGUUUUAUCAAUCGGCGCACGAAAGAAGUCCAACAAUCAGCUUACACUAGUCUUAAAGUCAUAACUCCUCCAAAAAUCACUCUAAGACCACCAGUACAAACAGCAAACCCUGGACAGUCACCAACGGUGGAAUGCUUGGUAGAAGGAGAUGAUAUUAUUAGCAUAUCUUGGAGACCAGUCGACGCCUUUCCUUCCAGCCGAGUCCAAUUCCGAGGUUCCACUUUGAUAUUCCGCCAAAUUGAAGUUGAAGAUGCUGGGAAGUAUGAGUGCAUUGCCACGAACAGUAUAGCAAACCGAAGUAAAGUUGCAGAGGUUAUCGUUAGUGAAGAUACUGAUCAAGUGACAUCGGAGUCAAACGAUAACGAGCAGUUCGCGCACCUUGGAGCCGCCGUGCACCUGAGCUGCAAUGUCUCGCAGCCCGACGUGCGGAUUCAGUGGAUGAAGGAUGGCAUGCCGGUGCCGCGAACCGUCAGCCAGAAGAACGAUGGUUCGCUUUUCAUUCGACUCGCCCAGAAAUCUGACAGCGGUCGCUAUGUUUGUCUCAUUAUAGACGCUUACGACGGGAGUUACACCACCAAUUACAUCAAUCUCCACAUCGAGGGUACUAAAUGCUUGGAUGAGCAUUUUCACUGCUAUGAUGACAGCGGUUGUAUACAUGAGGAACUUUUGUGCGACGGAUUCAACGAUUGUUUGGACUUUAGUGAUGAAAUCAAUUGCAUACAGAGAAAGAAGCGCCUUUCUAAGACGCUUCUGGAUCCAAAUACAAUACCAACUGGACCCCGCACUCCAACCAACUCGGAAGCAUUAGUGGCAAUUGAUCAAACAAGGAAGGCAUUUAGAGUUGGAGAAAGAGUAGACGUACUUUGUAGAGCAAAAUCUAGAGACGUAGCAGUAAAAUGGGAGCGAUUUGGCACAAACCAAUUCGUCGAAUCUAGAACCUACGGUGACGGCGCACUUCUAUACAUACCUGAAGUUCAAGAAGUGGACGCGGGUGUAUAUAGAUGUACAGGUGUAGAGCGCAACGGAUUUUCAACAUACGACGAUUUUAACCUUGAAGUUUUGCCAGGGGAGAACAAACCCGUGUUUCCCACAAGUGACAGAGAAACAACAUUUACUGUACGCUUGGGUAAUAUAAUUGACUUGCCUUGCAACCAUAAUUUGGAAGAACCAGUAUCUUAUGAAUGGAAACGAGAAUACUCCCAGCUUCCAGCUAACAUUCAACAGAACGAUCGUGUCCUACACUUGAAUGGUGUAACGGAAGCAGACGCCGGUACCUACGUAUGCCGAGUGACAAACAAUCGGGCAAGGUCAGAAGCGCGAGCUACUUUACGUAUUACCGGACUUGUGCCCAAGUUCAACGGCGACGGAUGGGUUGCUCUACCAACUUUGCAGGAUGCAUACAUGCACUUUGACAUCGAAAUUUCAUUCAAGCCAUCAGAUCAAAACGGAGUAAUCUUUUACAACGCUCAAAACAAUAAUGGUACAGGCGAUUACAUGAUUCUUCAGCUCGUAGAUGGUAUCCCAGUGCUCACUGUUAAGUUCGACACAGCUACGCCUCUGACUGUAACUGGUGAUCGACCAAUACAACUUAACGUAUGGCAUACAAUUCGUUUGAGCAGAAGUGGUCCCCAAGUGACCAUGGCUGUGGACAACACUGGUCCAUUCGUCGGGGAACUCUCUUCAUAUACAGUUUUGGACUUGAACGCGCCACUGUACAUUGGUGGCUUGCCAGACCAGCGCCCACCUGAACUUAUACGUUCUACCGGAUUCGUCGGUUGCGUUAGCAUGUUGAUAUUGGGGAAAGAAGAAAAGGUUAUAAUGGACAGUAACAAUCAGCCGCAUAACGUUUACGACUGCGACACCUGCAAUCCCAAUCAAUGUCUCAACGGUGGUAUAUGUCAGGAGGCCCGUAACGAUCGAGGAUACACUUGCCUAUGUCCGACGGGCUUUGCGGGACAGAACUGCGAUCGCCCAGGUGAAGCCUGCCAUCAGGGCCUCUGCGGAGCCGGAAAAUGUAUCGACACGCUCGAUGGAUACAAGUGCAUUUGCCCCGUCACUUUCACGGGCAAAAAUUGCGACGUGAAACAAAACAUAGAUUACCCAGCGUUCACGGGAAGCGCGUAUCUGGCGAUUAAACCACCAAACACCACUCGGUUCUUGCUUAUGUCUAUGAAAAUCAAAGCAAAGGCGCCUAUAGCUGAUGGUAUUAUAAUGUACUGCGCUCAAUCAUCGCGCGGCUAUGGAGGUUUCACUUCGUUGGCGGUGCGUGAUGGCCGCCUCGAGUUCCGCUACGACGUCGGAGAUGGAAAUGUUCCAAUCAUAUUGACCAGCAACAUGACCUUACAGCCCAAUGAAUGGACUGAUGUGCGUAUUACCCGCGUGGGAACAGUGGUUUCUUUGAGGAUACACAUGAUACACAACUACAACGCCACUUUGACUUCGGCAAAGGAUCUCUACUUAGAGACUCCAAUGUUCGUGGGAGGAGUCGACGACACAAUCAUUCUCAACAACAACACCGGUGUUACUGGAGGAUUCAGCGGAUGUAUCAAGGAUGUUUCCCUCCAUGGCGACCAAUUGGAUCUUAUUAACGAUUCAAUUCUUUCGGCAAAUGUACAAGAGUGCGUUAAUCUCAUCCGUGGUGACAUUCAGUUUGAAAGUCUCUGCUCCCAAUGCCGCAACGGUGGGUAUUGCCUGAACGUCGACUCCUCAUCUUGCACGUGUGAGCCCGGAUACAGCGGAGUUUACUGCGAGAACCGUAUCCCCACGAACUCUCGAGCACAAGAUGACCCGUGUGCGUCUCAGCCUUGCCGGAACGGAGGCACCUGCAGGCUGGACCGCUCGGCUGUCCAGGGAUACAGUUGUGACUGCCAGCUUGGAUUUAGUGGGCACAACUGCUUGACAUCAUUUGAACUACUACAAAGCGUUUCAUUCGACGGCAACGGAUUCCUUGCCCUGCCCCCUGAUUACUUGCAGUACACCACGCUAAACCAAGAACCCGCACUGGUAGCCCUUGCGUUCAACACGAAAUAUGAUGGUGUGCUUUUGUACCAGCAUGAAGAGAAGUUGAGGUACGGCGGUGACUUCAUCCUGUUGCGAGUGAAUGACAGCGUAGUUGUCGUAGAUUGGGAUUUGGGUGGCGGAAGGAACAGUCUAUCAAUACCAGAAAUCCUCGUUACCGAUGAAGAACGUCACGAAAUCUAUCUUCAACUGUAUAAGGAUGGAGCGGUGGAGCUCACAGUGGACAAAAACCCACGAAUGGCACUAAGCAAUGGAAUUUCUAACGUUAUGAACGCUGACUCGAAAAUCUAUUUAGGUGGAAUCCCAGACCAUUUGAAUACUGAAAACUACUAUCCAGGCUUCAGAGGUUGUAUAGAGCAAGUUGAAUUCAGCGCCGGUCGUAGCCUCAAUCUCGUUGACGUCGCCGUCGGUGGUAAAAACGUAGAAAGAUGCAAAAAGUAGAUGACCCCCUCAAUCAACAACGAGCCAUCUCAGUACAUGACUCCAGAUGACAACCUUCUUAGUCCAGUUAACUACGAUGUCCAAUAUAUGAAGGAACAUGCUGUAAUCUCUCUACGUUCGUUUAAAGUUCCAAGCAAAAUGUCAAUUGAUAAAAAUAUUAGUAUUUAAGUAGCAAAUGCAUUUGUUUGAUUCAGUAUCAUUUGUUGUUGUUUCACUUUCACGGUUUAAACUUUAGUAGAGAUUUUAUUAUGAUGUCGUAAUUAUCGGAUCGUCGUAAUUAGUAUUAAGGUAAAUUCACCAUUCAGGACAAUACUUCUAGCUUAGAUAAGACUACUUAGAUAACUGGAAAUGAUUGGGACGAGAAACUUCAACGAGUUUGUGAUAAUAAUAUUUAUGUCUCAAGCAUACCAGAUGAAGCUCUUCUCUUUGGAGCGAUAUAAUAUUAUAUUAUGGUGCCAUAAAAUUUUUAUGUAAUGUAAUUGUUGUAGUUAGGAAUCUAUUUACCAUGUAUUUUUUUCUCCGCUUAUUAUGCUUUCAUUUCUACCAAACAGUUACAGAUAUAAUAUUAUAUUAUCUAAUAAACAUUAGGUGUAUUUCCAAAUUGAUUCAUUUUAUUAUUGAUUAAGAUUUAAUUAAGUGACCGUUUUGCUAUUUUCUAUGACAUCAUGUGCCAAAUCUGGUUUGACCUCAAUUUAAUUUCUGCCACUGCCAUUUUUUUUGCUUUUUUUAUCCUAUUUCUUAAGAUAAGUAAGUAGCACUCACCUAAUACAGCUACGUUACUUUUAAAUAUUUAGAUACUAUGAUUACUCUUUUUGUAAUAUUUGUAUAUUGUUUUAGCCAAAUCAACUGCGGUCGCAUUUAACUUAAAUAUAUCCCCAGUUAUUUGUUUAUCUUUUUUUACAGUUUUUAUAUAAUAUUACAAAACAUUACUUGCAUGUAAUGUGUUUACUGGAUUUAGCUUAGCUAAGACUUCAGGGGCACAAUAUGCAACUUUUAUGAGUGGCUAUUGCAUAAUUACUAUUAAAAUAGAUACUUUUACUUUAUAAUAAAUAAAAUAAAAUAAAGGAGUAUAUUAAAUAACAUUUUAAAAACUUAUAUUAUGAAUGUGUGUAAAAGUUAUCAUAUUUCACUUUUAUUCAAUGUUUACUUGCGUACUGCAGCCUAGUGAGCAAAUAACAAUAAAAUGAAAAGUAUCAACAAUAA